AGAGAGAGAGAGAGAGAGGGGAGAAGAAACGAAUGAGGGCAACGGCCGGUGCUGUCACAUCAACGCGUGUGUUGGGAACCCAGGUCGUAUUUUUCUCAGGAGAAGAAGAAUCCUUGCCACCUCCGCCACUCAGAAACAAGCACGAACCCACCACGCAAAGGGGCGAGAGAGAAUAAGUAGAAGUCAAUCAAAGGCGGAGGAAAAGAAAAGAACCCCACUUUGCCAUCUCUCUCUCUCUCUCUCUCUCUCUCUCUGUAGGAUUCUCAUUGAGAACAGGGUACGAGUUUCUGCAGAGAAAGGUGGUGGAAGUUUGUUUGGUCGUAGGCAUGAACGGGAAGGCCAGCGUUUCCAAGGAGCUUAACGAGAAGCACAGAAAGAUAUUGGAGGCUCUCUUUAAAUUACCAGAGAACAGGGAAUGUGCUGACUGCAGAAACAAAGCCCCACGAUGGGCUAGUGUGAAUCUGGGAAUAUUUAUAUGCCUGCAAUGUUCCGGAGUACAUAGGAGUCUCGGAGUACACAUAUCAAAAGUGAGAUCUGCUACUUUAGACACAUGGCUCCCUGAGCAGGUUGCUUUUAUUCAGUCUAUGGGGAACGAGAAAGCGAAUAGCUAUUGGGAAGCAGAGUUGCCUCCGAACUACGGCAGAGUUGGAAUCGAAAACUUCAUUCGUGCAAAGUAUGUUGAGAAAAGAUGGGUACCUCGAGAUGAAAAAAUGAGAUCACCACAAAGUACGAGUGGAGCUAAAACUCCUGUCUAUAAAUCAUCACCUGAUAAUGGUCACCGCAGUGGCUAUUCAAAUAGGAUAGAGCACCCUCCAGCUGAGAAGAAAAAUACUCAUUCAUCCAAUGGAGAUGCUAGAGUAAUUGCCUUAGAGAAUAGUACUUUAGCACCUGCUAAAGUAACACCACAGGUAGUUGCCAAAACCAAGCCACAAGACAAUCUGGAGAAACAUGUACCAGAAGUUUCCAAGGCUGAGUCUAUGAGAAAAGGGGCGGAGAAACCUAAAUCAGAAGUCCCCGAAGCUGAGUCUACAAAAAAGCCAGCAAAUCUUCCCCCAGUUGCCCCACCGGCCAAAGUUGAUUAUGCUACUGAGCUUUUCAAUUUGCUCAGCAUGGACAAUAGUAAACCAAAUGGCUCCCAUCUGGACUCUGCCAAUGGCAAUCCAAAAUCUGGGAUUCAGGAUCUAAAAGUAAACUCUCGGAUAGCGACUUCAUACCAUUCAGAGAAGUCCAACCAAGUGUCUCCAUUCUCUAUCCAACAACAACAACUACUUCCUGUCCUAUCUCAACAACAGUCCUUCCUGGGUAAUGGAGUCCAAUACCAUAAUGUGAACGUACCUCAGCCCAGCUUGAAUGUUGCCCCAACAGCGUCUCAGCAGUAUAGGGGAAUCAUUACUCAAUCUCCUGUCAUGAUGUCGUUAGCCGAAACACAGAAAAAUAUGCAGAUGGCAAAUGGCCAACAGGCGAGGCUUGUGGGUUCAGUUGCUUAUCCACCUCAGAGAUCCUACAUUGGUGGGCCAGGAGCUCCAAUAAAUGGCGCUACAAGAACAAAUUUUCCUCAGCCCACGACACGGCCAAGACCAUCCAUCACCCCGACUCCAUCCGGGCAUGAUUACGACUUCUCAUCUUUAACGCAAGGACUAUUUGUGAAACGGUGAUAAAUAGUUGCACGUGUGAAUAUUGAAUUCCUUCUUUUUCUCCUUUUUCAUGAGGAUCUAUUGGUUGAUUUGCAUGGAAAUAGCACACUAGAUACUUUCUUCCAGGAUGGGGUGUUCAUAAUUUGGGGGGGAUAGAUAUCAUUCUUGAUCUGGGAAGUGGGACAAUUUAUAUUGGUAUCUGCUACAAUAAAAGUGGGUUGCUGUGUUCUUCGUUUUGUUGAGUAACACUGAAAGGGGCAGGAUCUAUUUCAAUGCCUGUACCUUUUGUAAAUUAAACAAUUCAUUCUGACGUUUCAUUCUGCUAA
This is a messenger RNA of Syzygium oleosum, 1960 nucleotides long. RefSeq names its product ADP-ribosylation factor GTPase-activating protein AGD5-like. The record is from RefSeq and is a predicted model, not a curated record. The transcript is spliced from 10 exons. The coding region runs from base 327 to 1655 and encodes 442 amino acids. NCBI's taxonomy places the organism in Eukaryota, Viridiplantae, Streptophyta, Magnoliopsida, Myrtales, Myrtaceae. Gene Ontology annotation, molecular function: GTPase activator activity.